Molecule: messenger RNA, 1578 nt
Organism: Colletotrichum phormii
Lineage: Eukaryota; Fungi; Ascomycota; Sordariomycetes; Glomerellales; Glomerellaceae
Exons: 1
Coding region: 307-1464 (385 amino acids)
Source: RefSeq, a predicted model, not a curated record
CAGACGAAGUAGGUCGGCGCUCAGAGCCAAGACAUUUGAGGUGGGGAUGAAGCGAAUACGGCUCCUUUUGUGUUCAGAUAGAGAUGUGAUGAAAAAGGAUGGUCUUUCCCGCGGUUCCCGGUUUUUCUGGCGGUGAGUUUUUGAGGUUGGAACUUGUAAUGUUCCUUAUUACAGACAUCGCCGGUGGGAGUCUAAAGAGCUGUGACACGCCUCUCUCACAUGAGCCAACCACGAAGCAAACGACGAACUAGAUCAACUUGACUCUCUCACGCCAGAAGCACAUCUCGGUUGGAUUCAAACAACAUCAUGGAAUCAAAAACCUUCCAAGAGCAAACUCUCCACCUCCUCGAGAGAAUCGCACAGUCUCAGACGGCCUUGGAAGCGCGCCUCGCCGCAAUGGAGACUAUACUCUCCCACCACGAUACGGAUACGCAACCCCAAUACCCAACCUUUCCGCAAUUCCGCCAGCUGCCACCCGAACUACGACACCGCGUCUGGUCCCUCGUCGCCAUCCCUUCACGUGUCCUCCGUCUAGACGCACGGAACGGGAAGAAGACGAAAACGAGCAAGUCAUCAUCGUCUCCACUGCCAUUACUCCCGCCUGCCAUUGCCGGAGCAUGUCGUGAGUCGCGGGCCGUGGCGACGAAGUACGGCGCGCUGGCGAGACUUACCUACGAGGGGAGCACGAAGGGCGAAGGGGCCAGGACGCGGUGUUAUUGGUUUGAUGGGUCCCGCGAUGUGUUGGAGGUAGACGGCUGGGUUGACGUCGAAGGCGAUUCGCCGCGGGGCAUCAGGGAUCUGGUACAGAGGGCGCGACAUGUUCUCGUGGGUCGCGCUGAGGCGGAGUGGUAUGCCCGUCUUUUCGAACGCGCGGCGUUGGUGAAGCGCGUGAGUUUGAAGUUUGAUUUUGUGGGUGUGCAGUGUAGCACGCAUGGUCGGGACGCCGUGAGACGUAUGUUUGGCGUCGGUAACGUCUGCGGCGGUGACGGUGACUGUGGGACUACGAUCGUCGUCACGGAUCUGGAGGACGCGGAUGAGAUUGCGAGGGUGAAAAGCGUGCUGGGCUCUGGGUGGCGGAAUCCAGUGUUUUUGGAGUUUGAUCUCGAGCUUUGGGCGAGGAGUGGGACGGAGAGGAUGGGUAGGGCUGUGAGGGAUGAGAAGUGGAUGAGGAGGUUGAAUGGGACUUGGAUGAGUGAGGUUGCGAGGGGGUGGGUUAUGGCUCGGGCUGCUGCGGCAUCUAUGAUGGUGAUGGGCGAUGGCGAGGUAGAGAUGGAAGGGGGUCGAGAGGGCGAUGGGAAGGCGAUGGGCGAUGGAGGGAGCUCGGAGGCGAGGAUACGUGUUGCGAGAGCGGUGGCUUUGGAUGUUGAAGAUGGGUUUAUGAGGGAGGCGCUUCUGGGUAUGCCCGAGGUCAGGUUUGUUAGGGCUUUUUGUCUUGAUGAAGACUAUGGUGCCUGUCAUUCAUAGCAAAGCGGCCCUCGUCAUCUUUCACUUUUUAUAGAUGCCGAGACCUUGUAGCUGUUAGCUUUGCGCCGACUUCAGCCUAUGAAAAAUCAACUAAAGUCUUCAAUGACAUUAUCA